AUGCCUCCACCAACUCCCGCCAACGAUGAAGCUCACCAGCAGCUGUUGAACUCUUUAGACAUUUCACAUGUCCCCAAGCCCUUCCGCAACCCUCACUGGAAACCCUCCCAGCGGCGCAACAAGAAUCUCAAGCAGAUCAUCUCAGAGGCCUCCCGGAAGGAGGCAUCAGUGAUGGCAACUCAAGCCAACUCAGGCGCAACUACGCCGGGAACCUCGGGCAUGGUCACUGAUGGAACACAAACCCCUGCGGAAGGGGCUGGACCCAACUUAUCCCAGGCCACCCAAAACCUCUCGACUCUCAAUGCCCGGGCGACAUUCCAGACCGGGCCCGCCGUCACCUACACAAAUAUUGAAUCAGCACCAUCGUUUAACCCUGCCUACCGCCAUCAUUACUGCGACAUCACGGGCCUGAGCGGACCAUAUACCGACCCCAAGACCCGGCUGCGGUAUCACGACAAGGAGAUCUUCAAGGUGAUCCGCACUCUGGCACAAGGUGUUCCCGAAAGCUACCUGGAAGCACGCGGGGCGCACACCAUUCUGAAGUAA
This is a messenger RNA of Penicillium mononematosum, 546 nucleotides long. RefSeq lists its product as uncharacterized. The record is from RefSeq and is a predicted model, not a curated record. Lineage: Eukaryota; Fungi; Ascomycota; Eurotiomycetes; Eurotiales; Aspergillaceae. Gene Ontology annotation, cellular component: Ino80 complex. Gene Ontology annotation, biological process: chromatin remodeling. The coding region runs from base 1 to 546 and encodes 181 amino acids. The transcript has 2 exons.